Molecule: messenger RNA, 7316 nt
Organism: Chinchilla lanigera (long-tailed chinchilla)
Lineage: Eukaryota; Metazoa; Chordata; Mammalia; Rodentia; Chinchillidae
Gene: Adamtsl3
Product: ADAMTS-like 3
Exons: 30
Coding region: 204-5255 (1683 amino acids)
Biological process (GO): extracellular matrix organization
Cellular component (GO): extracellular matrix
Molecular function (GO): metalloendopeptidase activity
Source: RefSeq, a predicted model, not a curated record
GCUCAUUCUGAUUUCCCUGCGAGUCUCCGCUAAGUUCUGCUGGUCCGCCCUCGCCUACUUUUAGGAGACUGUGCUGGGCCAGCCUGGGGCUUUGCCUUCCAAACCUCCCUCCCUUACUUCAGCUUUCGGAGCUACAGAUCUGGACCCAGAGAGCGCCUGGUGUCGCCUGGCUGUGAGUGGGACCUCUUAGGAGGUUGGGCUCCAUGGCUUCCUGGAGGAGCCCCAGAUGGCUGCUGCUGUGGCUGAUCUUCACACAUUCUGCUCUUCUGCAGACCGCAGCAGAGAAGUCGCCUGGAGCUUACUUCCUUCCUGAGUUCGCACUGUCUCCACAGGGAAGUUUCCUUGAAGAUACGACGGGGGAGCAGUUCCUCACGUAUCGCUAUGAUGACCAGACCUCAAGAAAUGCUCACUCAGAGGAAGACAGAGAUGGUAACUGGGACGCAUGGGGUGACUGGAGUGACUGCUCCCGGACCUGCGGGGGAGGCGCCUCCUACUCUCUGCGGAGAUGCCUGACAGGAAGGAAUUGUGAGGGGCAGAAUAUUCGAUACAAGACAUGCAGCCAUCACGAUUGUCCUCCAGAUGCAGAAGACUUCAGAGCCCAGCAGUGCUCAGCCUACAAUGAUGUCCAGUAUCAGGGGCGUUAUUAUGAAUGGCUUCCACAGUACAAUGAUCCCACUGCCCCAUGUGCACUUAAGUGCCAUGCACGAGGGCAGAACUUGGUAGUGGAGCUAGCACCCAAAGUGCUAGAUGGAACUCGCUGCAAUGCCGAAUCCCUGGACAUGUGUAUCAGUGGCGUCUGCCAGGCCGUGGGCUGUGACCGGCAGCUGGGCAGCGUUGCCAAGGAGGACAGCUGCGGAGUCUGUGCUGGCGACGGCUCCACCUGCAGGCUUGUCCGGGGACAGUCCAAGUCGCACGUUUCUCCAGAAAAAAAAGAAGAAAAUGUUAUUGCCGUACCUCUGGGAAGUCGAAGUGUCAGAAUCACAGUGAAAGGACCUGCUCAUCUCUUUAUUGAAUCAAAAACCCUUCAAGGAAGCAAAGGAGAGCACAGCUUUAACACCCCGGGAGUCUUUGUUGUGGAAAACACAACAGUUGAAUUUCAGAAGGGCUCGGAGAGGCAGACCUUUAAGAUCGCGGGACCGCUGAUGGCCGACUUCAUCUUCAAGACCAGGUACACAGUGGCCAAAGACAGCGUGGUGCAGUUCUUCUUUUACCAGCCCAUCAGUCAUCAGUGGAGACAAACUGACUUCUUUCCCUGCACUGUGACAUGUGGAGGAGGCUAUCAGCUUAAUUCUGCUGAAUGUGUGGAUAUCCGCUUGAAGAGGGUGGUUCCUGACCAUUAUUGUCACUACUAUCCUGAAAAUGUAAAGCCCAAGCCCAAACUGAAGGAGUGUGGCAUGGACCCUUGUCCAUCAAGUGAUGGAUUUAAAGAGAUUAUGCCUUAUGAUCACUUCCAACCUCUCCCUCGCUGGGAACAUAACCCGUGGACUGCGUGUUCUGUGUCCUGUGGAGGAGGGAUCCAGAGGAGGAGCUUCGUGUGCGUGGAGGAGUCCAUGCAUGCGGAGAUACUGCAGGUGGCGGAAUGGAAGUGUAUGUACGCGCCCAAGCCCAAGGUCAUGCAAACUUGCAAUCUCUUCGAUUGUCCCAAGUGGGUCGCCAUGGAGUGGUCUCAGUGCACAGUGACCUGUGGCCGAGGGCUAAGGUACCGCGUUGUCCUGUGCAUCAACCACCUCGGGGAGCACGUUGGGGGCUGCAAUCCGCAGCUGAAGCUGCACAUCAAAGAGGAGUGUGUCAUUCCCACCCCCUGUUACAAACCGAAAGAAAAAAGUCCAGUGGAAGCUAAAUUACCUUGGCUGAAACAAGCACAAGAACUAGAAGAGACCAGAAUAGCAACAGAAGAACCAACGUUCAUCCCCGAGCCCUGGUCAGCAUGCAGCUCCACGUGUGGCCCAGGCGUGCAGGUGCGCGCCGUGAGGUGUCGCGUGCUCCUGGCCUUCGCGCGCACAGAGGCCGAGCUCCCCGAGGACGAGUGCGAGGGCCCCCGGCUGCCCACCGAGCGGCCCUGCCUGCGCCAGGCCUGUCCCGGGAGCCCUGCGCCCCGAGAACCCGACAGCCACGCCCCCCAGGAGGACAGCGCGGGGACCUUCACCUGGGAGUACGCCGGCUUCACCCCGUGCACGGCCACCUGCCUGGGAGGACAUCAGGAAGCCAUAGCAGUGUGCCUACACAUCCAGACCCAGCAGACAGUCAACGAUAGCUUGUGUGACGCGGUGCACCGGCCCCCGGCAAUGAGCCAGGCCUGUAACACAGAGCCCUGCCCGCCCAGGUGGCACGUGGGCACCUGGGGGCCCUGCUCAGCUUCUUGCGGGGUUGGCAUCCAGACCCGGGAGGUGCACUGCCUGCACCCAGAAGAAUCCCCCGCUCCUCCAGAGAAGUGUGGAGAUGGAAAGCCCCAUGCCUUACAGGCAUGCAACCAGUUCGACUGCCCUCCUGCCUGGCACAUUGAAGAGUGGCAGCAGUGUACCAGGACAUGUGGUGGGGGCACUCAGAACCGCAGAGUCACCUGUCGGCAGCUGUUAACAGAUGGCAGCUUUUUGAGUCUCUCUGAUGAACUGUGCCAAGGACCCCGGGCAUCGUCUCACAAGUCCUGUGCCAGGACGGACUGUCCUCCACACUUGGUGGCGGGAGACUGGUCCCAGUGCUCAGUCAGCUGUGGUGUAGGGCUCCAGAGAAGGAAGCAGGUGUGUCAGCGGCUGACGGCCAAAGGCCGGCGCAUCACUCUCAGCGAGGCGAUGUGCAGGGGCCUCCCAGCGCUGCCUCUCGUCAGACCCUGCCAAGCACCUUUGUGUGGUGAAAUGAAAGUUCAGACAAAGACAAAAGUAGCUGAGCCAGGACCUCAGAUUCUCAGUGUGCAGAGAGUCUACAUUCAGACCAGGGUGGAGAAGCGGAUCAACCUGACCAUUGGUAGCAGAGCCUACUUGCUUCCCAACACCUCUGUGAUCAUUAAAUGCCCAGUGCGACGCUUCCAGAGAUCCCUGAUCCGGUGGGAGAAGGAUAGUCAAUGUCUGCAGAACUCCAAACGACUCAGCAUCACUAAGUCGGGCUCGCUAAAAAUCCACAGCCUCGCAGCCCCUGACAUUGGUGUGUAUCGGUGCAUCGCAGGCUCCGCACAGGACACAGUUGUCCUCAAGCUAAUUGGGACAGACAACCGGCUUAUUGCACACCCAGCCCUCAGACAGCAUGGGAAGGAACAGCCUGGGACGGACCACCCUGGGGCCAAUAGCUUGGGAGCUACUUGGCAUAAAAUGCGGCAGAUGUGGAGGAGUAAAAAUGAACUUUAUCUGCCUGAUGGUCAAAUUAAUAACCAGCCUUUCUUGAGAGCUCUGUUUGGCCACUGCAGCAAUCCUGCAGGUAACACCAACUCCUGGGAGUUUAAGAAUAAGCAGUUUGAAGCAGCCAUCAAGCAGGGAGCUUACAGUAUGGAUACAGUGCAGUUUGAGGAGCUGAUAAGAAGCAUGAGCCAGCUCAUGGAGGCCGGGGAGGUGAGCGAAGAUCUCGCCUCGCAGGUGAUUUAUCAGCUGGUGGCUGAGUUGGCGUUGGUGAAGGUGCAGCCGACGCCCCCACAGUGGAGGGGUAUCCAGGAGGAGCUGCCACCCUCUGCUCCAUUCAGAGGCCAGACAGGGAGUGUGCCCCAAAGCACAAGUGUAAAAGGUCCGGGCCGGCUGACAUUUAAACCCAAAGGACCUGUUCUCCUGAGGCAAAGCCAGCCCCCUUCUGUUUCAUUCAAUAAAACAAUCAAUGCAAGGAUUGGAAACACAGUAUACAUUACAAAAAGGACAGAGGUCAUUGAUAUCCUCUGUGACCUUGUUAACCCCAGCGAGGUCACGUACACGUGGACCAAGGAUGGAGCACUGUUACAACCUUCAGGAAAGAUAAGUUUGAAUGGAACUGGAAGAAUACAGAUAAGGAAUCCAACAAGGAAAGAACAAGGAAUAUAUGAAUGUUCUGUAGCUAAUCAUCUCGGUUCAGAUGUGGAAAGUUCCUCUGUGCUGUAUGCAGAGGCACCUGUCAUCUUGUCUAUUGAAAGAAAUAUCACCAAACCAGAGCACAACCAUCUGUCUGUUGUGGUGGGAGGCGUUGUGGAGGCAGCCAUUGGAGCAAAUGUGACAGUCCGGUGUCCUGUCAAAGGUGUCCCUCAGCCCACUGUAACUUGGAUGAAGAGACGAAGCUCUCUAAGUGACAAUGUCUCCUUGCUCUUCAAUGGGUCCCUGUUGCUGCAGAAUGCUUCCCUUGAAAAUGAAGGCACCUACAUCUGCACAGGCACCAAUGCCCUUGGAAAGGCGGCGGCAGCAUUCACACUACACUUGCUUGAACGAAGAUGGCCAGGCAGUAAAGUUGUAUUUCCCAAGAGACAUAAAAAGCGUGUUCUCCAGGCAUCCAACACCAGAACCAACAGCAGCAACAAUGCAAGAGGAGAACCCCUGCCUCGAGAGCCUUUUUGGGAACCUGGUAACUGGACGCAUUGUUCUACCACCUGCGGCCACUUGGGAGCCCGCAUUCAGAGACCCCACUGUGUGACAGCCACGGGGCAGGAAGUGAGUGCAGCCCUCUGUGGUCACCUCCAGAAGCCAAGGGCCGGGUUCCAGCCCUGCAAUAUCAGAGACUGCCCCGCAAGGUGGUUCACAAGUGUGUGGUCAGAGUGCUCUGUGUCUUGUGGGGAAGGGUUCCACAGUCGGCAAGUGACGUGCAAGCAGAUGAAAGCCAAUGGAAAUGUACAGGUGGUAUCACCAAGGGCAUGCGACCCUAAAGACCAGCCUCUGGGAAGAAAGCCAUGCUCUGGUCAUCCCUGUGCUCAUUGGCUCAUGGAACCAGGCAACCAGUGUCCUGGACGCUGCCUGGGCCGUGUGGCAAGGACACAGCAGCAUCACGCAGCGUGUGGACCCCACAACAGCUCUGACUCUGACUGCGAGGACAAGAGACCUGCCCUCCGGAGGAACUGCACAUCCGGGGCCUGUGAGGUGUGCUGGCGCACAGGGCCCUGGAGGCCUUGCACGGCAGCCUGUGGUCGUGGCUUCCAGUCUCGGAAGGUGGACUGUGUCCACACGCAGAGCUGCAAGCCUGUGGCCAACAGUCAUUGCACUCCAAGAAAGAAGCCGACUUCCUGGCGGCACUGCCUCGGGCCUUCCUGCGAUAGUAUGUACCCUCUCAGGGGACUGCACCGACACAACUCACUACUGUAUGUUCGUGAAGCAUCUUAACUUGUGUUCCCUGGACCUCCACAAACAAAGGUGCUGCCGCUCGUGCCAAGAAGGGAAACCUUUGGCAGGGUUGUGACGCCGCCCCAGUUAGAAAGGAACAACAUAAAAGGUCUCAUACCCGUGUCUCUGGUUGAAAAACACGUAUUUCCCGAAGACUGUCGAUUCUGUGAUUAAACCGAGGUUAAUGCAGAACACCACUCUUAAGAUUGUAUAAGGUGAAAUUUUCCCAUGGUUGGUUUUCAGUUCAACUCCUAUAAAUGUUGUAUUCUUGGAUUAACAAAAACGCCACAGCACAUGAGCCAGUGCACUUGGAACCCUUCCUGUCCACCUGAUAGAGAAACCACCAAGAUCAGGAUUGCUUCAUCACGAAAUGUGACUCACAGCCUAGCACAGAGCAGUGUGUCCUGAAGCCUUGGGAAAUGCAGUAACUGCUGACUCCUUCUUCUCUCAAGCUACAGAGAUUCAAGAAGUUUAUAAGGUACUUACAGUUUUAACGCUUGGGCCAGUAGUUGUUCAGAUGUUGUGGCUCAUGGCAUUUUCAUAGAUCCUUCAGUCUGUGAAAGUAAGAAUCUCCCUGGACAGGUGUAUGACACCAGUGGACCCAAGGGGACAGCACCUGAUCCUUGCUCUUAGGGCACUCGUGCAAGGGAACACAGUGAUUGUUGCUGCCUCUUUCACAAAUACAGAAAUCUAUUCAUGACCAAACCAGGCAUCUUGGAAAUCAAAGAAGAGGGAAGUUCAUCUUUUCUAUUGAUUUUGAAGUAUAUUGACAGUUUUCUUCUAAGAGCUGUGAAUGAAACUUUUUCUAAGCACUAUUCUCUUGCACAAAAUGGUAAUUCAGAUCCUUAUUAGACCUAAUUUAUGUGUGGAGUAGCCUUCCUGAGGAUUUUUAUUUUGGAAAGUUUAUAAGAAAAUAAUCUAAAUGAGAAAUGUGGUAGUUGAAAAAGAAUUGUUUAUUGUAAAUAACUCUUGAUUUGAGUGGAUUCUUCAAUAAAUCCAAAGUAAAUUUGGGUUGGAUGGAGGUGACACUUUGGGGAUCAAGAGGUAGAGGUAGGGUUUGGGUUAGACCUUGGGGAAAAUUGGGGAUUAGUUUUAGUUUUAGGCUACAGCUAAAAUUGGGUUAGAUAAGAAAGGAAGUUAAGUUGGGGUGAAGGUUAGAGUUGGCUCUAGGGGUCAGAGUUCAGGUGAAGGCCAGGUUAGGACAGAGCUGGGUGGGGUUCAGGCUGGGGCCAAGGCUGGCGCUGGUCAUGGUGUCAGGGUGGAGGUGAGGUCUGGAAUGAAUGUUGCUGCUGACACAGGUUCAGGCCAGCACCAAACCAUAAGCUCCAAAGCUGGUUUGAUUAUGAGAACCUUUUCCUGGUAUUCUACUCAUUGUGGCUUUAGAAGGCACAACCCCCAACUAGGUGGUCAUACUUUUUCCUUCAGUGUCCUGGCUGCCUGCACCCUGCUGCUUACAGCCUGCUGGCAGCCACGUCUGUGAGGCAGGCUGUACUGGGCCUUGCUCCCCGUCACCAAGCGCCCUGCUUGGGAUCUGUGCAUGGACAGGCUCGUGCGUCUCUGUUAUACGCUGAGCACAACGUCGCUUCUGUUCUGACUGCAACCUCACUGACACUGGGAUUAGCACUACUGUAUGUGGAGGGUUUGGUGACAGGGAACAGAUUCGGGAGUGGGGAGAACACACCAGCCUGUGAGUUGUUGAUCGUCAAUCACAUUUGAUUGUGGAAGGUUAUUAAAUUAAGAGAAAGAUCAUUCGUAAAAUAUUCUCUGUAUAUAUUUAUUAUAUGACUUAAAGGUGCAAUAUUUUAUUUUGUACAGUAUGUAAUAAAAACAUGGAACAUAUAUUUUUCUUACUAACAAAAUUUCUUAUUAAAUUGCUCCACCUUUGUAUUUAAAGUUAAAAGUUACUGUUUUUCAUUUGCUGUUUUACUUUUGUUAUCGUCCAGAUGACAUCCCUGUGUACUGUAUUUCACUACUGUUUUUAUAAUAUGAGUUGAUGCUUCUCUUUUAUGAUCCUUAAGUAAUUCAGAAAUAAAUUUACUUUGAUAUUCAGUGGCAUCCUUA